AUGGGAUUUUUGACUAUAAUGAAAAAACAAAAGAUAAAGGAUAAAGAAAUCAAAUGUUUAUUACUAGGAUUGGAUAACUCGGGGAAAUCGACCAUAGUAAAAGGGUUGCAAGAUAUAACCUGUGAAACUACUACCACCACCACUGCAAAAGAGAUCACGCCCACUGUAGGUUUCAGCAUCAAAAGUGUUACAUAUUCAUCUUAUCUUAUAAAUAUAUGGGACAUAGGAGGACAAAAAUCUUUAAGACCAUUUUGGAAUAAUUAUUUUGAUAAAAUAGACUGUUUGCUAUGGUGUGUUGAUAUAUACGAUAAAUCUAGAAUAAAUGAGUCAAUGGAAGCAUUGAAGAGGAAUUUGGAAAGUGUUGAAAUUGAGGGCGAUAUUGUAAUUCCUGUAAUUAUAUUAUUGAACAAGGUAGAUUUAAUAGACACAAUGACCGAUGGUAAUAACAACAACAACAACAACUAUGGUAAUACCGAUUUUUUAUCAACUUAUUCUUUUUUGGAAAAAGAAAUGGUGGGUAAUAGUAAAAAUAAUAACUAUACUAUAAUUCAAUGUAGUGGUAUUACACAUUUAGGUUUAAAGGAGCUGUUAGUUAAUAUCAUCAUUGGUAAAUGA
Molecule: messenger RNA, 615 nt
Organism: Saccharomycodes ludwigii
Lineage: Eukaryota; Fungi; Ascomycota; Saccharomycetes; Saccharomycodales; Saccharomycodaceae
Gene: CIN4
Product: Arf family GTPase CIN4
Exons: 1
Coding region: 1-615 (204 amino acids)
Biological process (GO): protein folding
Cellular component (GO): microtubule cytoskeleton; cytoplasm
Molecular function (GO): GTP binding; GTPase activity
Source: RefSeq, a predicted model, not a curated record